CCAACUUUAGUGCUUACCGAUAUUACUGAUGAGAGUGAAAAGAAUAGCUCAGAAAGUGAUCUUGAGAAUAGAGAAGAAAUCGAUUCUGAGCGUCAGGUUGAUGAUAAAGCUAACUCAGCAAGUAGUGACAAUGAAAAUAAUGAAGACGACGAUAAUGUUGCAAUCGGUUAUACUUCUGAUAAUGAAGCCGACAUUGAAUUUACAGAUACAUUAGAAUCCGCAGUUCCAAUGAGCAUAGAUCCAUACAAAUCGGUUGAGGAAUCUGACUUCGAUGAAGAAGAAGCUGAAGAACCUUCAUCUCCUGGUGAAGUCUUUGACGAAGAGGAUUUUUACAUUCUUAGAAAUAGUUGUCAAGGAAUUUGA
Messenger RNA from Ambispora leptoticha, 363 nucleotides. The record is from the annotation of a GenBank genome assembly. Lineage: Eukaryota; Fungi; Glomeromycota; Glomeromycetes; Archaeosporales; Ambisporaceae.